Mus musculus (house mouse) is the source of this 1480-nucleotide messenger RNA. RefSeq names its product glucagon-like peptide 1 receptor (gene Glp1r). Bases 11 to 1402 code for a protein of 463 amino acids. Lineage: Eukaryota; Metazoa; Chordata; Mammalia; Rodentia; Muridae. Gene Ontology annotation, cellular component: membrane; plasma membrane. The record is from RefSeq and is marked validated. Gene Ontology annotation, molecular function: glucagon-like peptide 1 receptor activity; transmembrane signaling receptor activity; G protein-coupled receptor activity. Gene Ontology annotation, biological process: adenylate cyclase-activating G protein-coupled receptor signaling pathway; cellular response to glucagon stimulus; hormone secretion. The transcript is spliced from 13 exons.
GCGCCCAGCCAUGGCCAGCACCCCAAGCCUCCUGCGCCUGGCGCUCCUGCUGCUCGGGGCGGUGGGCAGGGCCGGCCCCCGCCCUCAGGGUACCACGGUGUCCCUCUCAGAGACGGUGCAGAAAUGGAGAGAAUACCGGCGGCAGUGCCAGCGUUUCCUCACGGAAGCGCCACUCCUGGCCACAGGCCUCUUCUGCAACCGGACCUUUGAUGACUAUGCCUGCUGGCCGGAUGGGCCCCCAGGUUCCUUCGUGAAUGUCAGCUGCCCCUGGUACCUGCCCUGGGCCAGUAGUGUGCUACAAGGCCAUGUGUACCGGUUCUGCACAGCUGAGGGUCUCUGGCUACAUAAGGACAACUCCAGCCUGCCCUGGAGGGACCUGUCGGAGUGUGAAGAGUCUAAGCGAGGGGAGAGAAACUUUCCUGAGGAACAGCUCCUGUCCCUGUACAUUAUCUACACAGUGGGGUACGCACUUUCUUUCUCCGCCUUGGUCAUCGCUUCAGCCAUCCUUGUUGGCUUCAGACACUUGCACUGCACCAGGAACUACAUCCACCUGAACCUGUUUGCAUCCUUCAUCCUCCGAGCACUGUCCGUCUUCAUCAAAGAUGCUGCCCUCAAGUGGAUGUAUAGCACGGCUGCCCAGCAACACCAGUGGGAUGGGCUCCUCUCCUAUCAGGACUCUCUAGGCUGCCGACUGGUGUUCCUGCUCAUGCAGUACUGCGUGGCAGCCAACUACUACUGGUUGCUGGUGGAAGGCGUGUAUCUAUACACACUGCUGGCCUUCUCGGUGUUCUCGGAGCAGCGCAUCUUCAAGCUGUAUCUGAGCAUAGGCUGGGGAGUUCCGCUGCUGUUCGUUAUCCCAUGGGGGAUUGUCAAGUAUCUCUAUGAGGACGAGGGCUGCUGGACUAGGAACUCCAAUAUGAACUACUGGCUCAUCAUCCGAUUGCCCAUUCUCUUUGCUAUCGGCGUCAACUUUCUUAUCUUCAUCCGUGUCAUCUGCAUAGUGGUCUCCAAACUGAAGGCUAAUCUCAUGUGCAAGACUGACAUCAAAUGCAGGCUUGCCAAGUCCACUCUGACUCUCAUCCCCCUUCUGGGGACACAUGAAGUCAUCUUUGCCUUUGUGAUGGACGAACACGCCCGAGGAACCCUACGCUUCAUCAAGCUGUUCACAGAACUCUCCUUCACUUCCUUCCAGGGCUUGAUGGUGGCUAUCCUGUACUGCUUUGUCAACAAUGAGGUCCAGAUGGAGUUUCGGAAAUGCUGGGAGCGCUGGAGGCUGGAGCACUUGAAUAUCCAGAGAGACUGCAGCAUGAAGCCCCUCAAGUGUCCCACCAGCAGCGUCAGCAGUGGGGCCACAGUGGGCAGCAGCGUGUACGCAGCCACCUGCCAGAGUUCCUACAGCUGAGCCCCAGUGCCGGUCCUCCUGUGGUCCUUGCUUCUGGCUGGGUGGCCAUCCCAGGUGGGAGAGAUCCUGGGGAUAGGG